This is a messenger RNA of Lagopus leucura (white-tailed ptarmigan), 4832 nucleotides long. RefSeq names its product DAP3 binding cell death enhancer 1 (gene DELE1). The annotation marks the transcript as partial. Gene Ontology annotation, molecular function: protein binding. The transcript has 11 exons. NCBI's taxonomy places the organism in Eukaryota, Metazoa, Chordata, Aves, Galliformes, Phasianidae. The record is from RefSeq and is a predicted model, not a curated record.
UGCGAUGCGCCCGGCUGUCGGCACGGCGGGCCCCGCCAUGGCCGCGAGCGUGAGGGACGGCGGCAGCCGCUGCCCGGCCUGCUGCCGCGUUACUCCGUGCUGGACGCCGUCACCUGGGGAGCACUGGCCGCGCUCCUGCUGCAGCUGGUCAGGCAGAUCUCGUGGCUGCGAUCGCUGCCGGACGCCAGGAGGGAGCCCAGGCCUCCCUGGUUGCCCUCGCUGCCCGCACGGCACGCAGUGGUGCCUGACGCUUCAGCCGGCCUUCCCUGUGCCCAGCUGGGGCCCUGCUUCCUGCAGAAAGCAGAGGUUGCACCAGAGAAUUCAUCCUCAGGCCUCUCCUCAGGGCCAGGAGAGAGGCAGCUGUGGGCAGAAGAAGGGGAGUUCCCAGUCCCUCAGUGCUCCAGCCUGAGGCCAGUUCCACACAGUACAAAGGAAAACCCAGCUCAGCGAGAGCAUUUGGAGGAAGCUGCUUUUCAGUUGCAGCAGAUUUUCCGAGUUGAUAUAUCCAUUGCAUUCAAUAUCCUUGGGAUUGAAAGUAUGAGAGAAGGCCAUUACCAGACAGGCUAUACCUGCUUCAAACUGGCAGCAGAUCGAGGCUACAGCAAAGCCCAGUUCAAUGUGGGUCUGUGUUAUGAGCAUGGCAGAGGCACGGGAAAAGACUUGGAAAAGGCAGCUUUUUAUUACUACCGUGCAGCCAGCAGCUGUCACCCCAUGGCACAGUACCGCUAUGCUAGGUGCCUCUUGUGCCACAGUCCUGAAAAUGAAUGGCACAGGCUUCAGAAGGCAGUGACAUUCCUGGAGCAAGCAGCAGAGGCUGGACUUACAGAGGCACAGGCUUAUCUCGGAGUGUUCUACAUGAGGGGGCUACAACCUAAGGAAAAGAGAGGUCUCAAGUACCUAUUGCUGGCAGCAAAGAAUGGCGAUGCCCAAAGCAGAUACCAUGUGGGCGUUUGCUAUGAGAAGGGCCUUGGGGUGCAGCAGAACCUGGCAGAAGCGAUGAGACACUAUCGACAGUCAGCUGCUGCAGGGAACAGAAACGCUCAGGAGAGGCUGCGAGUGAUAGAAGAGGAGAUGGAAGAUGUGCAAAGAAAGCACCCGUUCCCUUUCGGAAUGAGAGCCUCUUCCUCCAGCCCCUGUUUCUGGGCCACCGAGCGCAUGCCUGCAGGUCUCCAUUCCUUCCAGCCAAGACAACCUGCCCUCACCCUGCCCCACUCCUGGAGUGCAGACAGGCUCCACAUGAUGACACUUGGCAGCACAGAAUGGAGCCAUGCCCUAGGAGACAGGGCGAGUCCGCUGGAGCUGCAAGGUUUGGAGCCCCACCACUGUGGUUACUAGAGCAGCUGUUGGAAAGCAAAAACAAUGGUACAGAGAAAGGAGUCCUGCGUGUGUGUGAUCCAGCAGUGCUUACCUGUGGUCUCCAUUCUGCCAGACCUUCUACUGCUCCUCUACCCAUGUGCCAACUGUGUACCAAUGCCAAAGCCUCUCCCAGUGCCUGUGUCCCUGUUGUCUUGCCAUUUUGAGUGCAAGUUCCCAUGGUUAACAACACCUUUGUGUGCCUCUUCUUCUAUUACUAGUAUCUGUAUCUCAGUUUUUCAACACAUGCUAUUCAAAGCAGUCUUAAGAGCUCACAUACGCAUGAAACAAAAUGAAAACCUACAGUAUGGGUGAAGUUUGUGACUGAAUAUUUCAAAGCUGUUUUCACGCUUCCCUUUUCCCUGGUUACCUUUGACAGACUCCAGCCAUCUGUUGUCUGCUUCGGGGCAAGAACUAGGCUCCAAAAUCCAGUGGCCCGCAAAAGAGAGCGCAGAGAAAGGAAUUGUGAGCACCUAGUGUAACCACAGGAGAGAUGCCAGAGUAGAAGGGGGUGAUUUGGGGCAUUUUACAAAAUGCCAAGUUCCCAGUGUUAGAAAAAAGCUGAAAGCAUCGGUGAAGAAACCCCUUUCUGAGUUGCCUUUUCAGGCUUUCUGCAAACACAGCAUUGUCUCAGCUAUAUUGGACCUUGUUGCAGAAAUACAACGUUAGGAAAAAAAAAAACCAACAAAUUGUUUUAUUUAAAUAAGAACUGAGAUCAUGGAGCCCAACUCUGCAGCAUGUUGCAAAGUCCGUGGCCAUACUGGUUUAUCCUCUGUGCUGCACAGCCUGUAGUCACAUGGGUUUAUCUGUGUCGUUCUCGGGUGUGAUCUGACAAAGCCCCCUCGCUCAAUCUGCCUGCCCUGGGAGGAGAGGGCCCUCCUGCUGUUGUGUGAGUUGUGUGUGAUCGUAAGGUGAAAGAUGAGGGUGGAAGAAGAGGAGAGACAGGAACAGGCAGGGGGAAGGGAGCUAAAUGCAGUGAAAUCAGUCGUGGAGAAAUUUGAUGGCGUGAGGCAAAGGAAGAUACAUGCCUAUCGUGAUCAGUCUAGACAUGAAUGACGCUCUGGACCUCUUCAAACACAUGUGCACCCAAAUAGAGAAAGCUCUGUUUGACUCUCGUCUCCUUGCCACAGCUGCCAAGCUGCCUACAGAACAGGAGCACUGUCAUCCAGUCCAAGGCUCUUCCCACGUGCUGACAGCUGCCGCAGAAGCCCCGAGCCUGUUUCGUUGUGCGCUUGGACCUUCUGGGACAGAAUCAUUUCGAAGAGGGUGCUCAUUUCUGAGAGGAAGGUGCUGGCCAGUCUUGUCCCAGCAGCGUUCGAGUCAGACCCGUUGCCUUUCCCAAAGGUCUCAAAGGUCCGUGGUUUUUCCUGCCCCACAGCUUCCUCAUCCUGCGGCGAGUGCAGGGAGCCAGGGGUGAAGACGUUGUCCUUGUAAUUGCCGGUGGGUGGCAGGGAGAGCCGUGCCACCCAUGCUGGAUCAGCCGUCAGCCUCUUGAGGGCCAGCUCUGGAGGGAGCAAAAGCAAGAACUGGUGGUGAGACGUGAGGUGGAGGAGACCAAAGGAGAAAAGAGGAGAAAUGAGGAGACUUCCUGAAAUGGAAUCUUGGAAGACUGAUUGUAAGCAAAUCUACAGUUAAGCUACCAGCAGCAUAAUUCAAACGGACAGCUUAAAAAAACAAACUAAACUUGGUUGAAAACUCCUUUGUUUUGUUUUGUUUUGAAUAACCAUUAGGAUUUCUCUGCAUUCCCAUUUGUUGUGGUUUCUAGCGCUCCUCACUAAACGGUAAGCAAAGCCAAAGAAAGUGAAGGCUUAGGACUACAGGGGAUACAACAACAGAAAGGGGAAAUGUCGAACAGAAAAAGGUCAGCGUUGGACUUUCCUUCCAGGUUACUCUGGAGUAGGGAUUGGCUGCUGAGUAGUCAGGUUGAGACCGAAAAGAAGUGGGUUAUUGCAAAAACAGUAAUAAUAGAAGUGGAAUGAAAUUCUGGAUUAUGAAAUGCACAGCUGGGUGGUUGAGAGCUGGCAACAAAAUAUUGAGCUAUAAAGUAGUUGUUCAUCAAUUGGAAACAGAUGAGCAGCAGUGGGAGCCCAGUGUAGGCGUUGGCUGCGGGCUCAUUAAUGUACCAGUAAUGUGAUUCUGCCCUGAAAUGGGCAAAUGAAAUCAUACAGUGUGUUGGUCAAGGUAUUCCCUGUUGGCAUGAAGACACAUCCGUGGCAUUGUUAUUAGGUCUGGCAAAACCUGAUUAGAGGUAUUACAUACAAAUCUGAUUAUCCAUCCCUAAGAAAGAGGAUCUAAAAUGACAGAAGUGCAGAAAAAUAUGUUGAGAUGAAACAGGAGCAAGCCGAGCUUACAAGAUGGAGACCCCAGAGGUAGGGUUGCUUAGCCUGCUGAAGCAAAUGCUCACUGGGGAUCUGACUGCAACCUGCCAUUAUUUUGAUGAGUUAAGCACCGACAAAGGAAAUCUCUAUGCUUAAAAUAGUGUUGGCAACAGAAGAAAUGAUUAAAAGUGUCCGUGAAUAAACAUAUACUGGAAUUUAAAGGAAGGACCUCAUAGCAGAGUGAGCUUGGAAUAUCUUCCUCACCAGGCAGCAGGGAAGGAAAUGGAUUCUUAUUUUAAAGUAGAGUUUUGCAGUUGAUAAACAGACUGAUGUACACAGAAGCUGCUCUCCAGCCCUGCUCUGAUCCAUAUCCUAAGCAGAGCCUAGGACUGCUGGAAGGUGUGAAGGGACAGGCAGGUUUGUGAAAAAAGAUCUUCAGUAAGGGAGCAGCAAAGCAACUGGUGUCUCCUAACAAAAAUGUGAAACACCACAACAGCCUCGAUCAGAGGGCAAGAGUGGGUGUCAUUGUAAGUAUGCCUAUCUCACUGACUUAGGUGAGCUCAGAAGGGGGAAUGUCCUCAUUCUCAUGCACUUGUGCUGUUUCUAGAAGAUAACGACCUGCUGGAACCUGAGACAGCCUCAAAGACAAGUCUCCUUCCUCAGCCAGCUAAGUAGUUACCUUUUUACUCUGAGACAGAACUGUGCCUCGGUAUGCAUGGGGUGAGGGGGAGCUGGGAUUCAAAACUACGGAAGGAGAGGAAGGCAGAUGCAUUACUUACAUUUUGUUUCAGUGAAAACCUCACAGUUCUGUCAUGUUUGAAGCUUUCCUUCUGCAGCCUCGGCAUUUUCUUUUCAUCACGGUGACUGUUCCUUAAGAGCUCUCCCAAGUAUGCUGAAGCCCCAUGCGUUUGCUUUAAAACAGCCACAGCUCUGUUCUCCUCAGUCUGUGUGCAACCACUGUGCUCACUGAGUACUGUGAUGCUUCAGCUCUGGAGCAGAGCAGCCUGCUCGCUGCAGGGAGAGCUGAGACUCAGUGGGCUGAUUGUUCUGGCCCUUGCAACCGUGAACUCCUUCAAUUAGGUAUGUUGAAUUUGUCUGAUAACCUUACUGCCUUAUUUUAACAGUGUUUUGUUUUAUUAUCAAUAAAGAUGUAUCUUGCCA